Fusarium subglutinans is the source of this 1032-nucleotide messenger RNA. Its product is annotated as nadph-dependent fmn reductase. The transcript has a single exon. The coding region runs from base 1 to 1032 and encodes 343 amino acids. The record is from RefSeq and is a predicted model, not a curated record. Gene Ontology annotation, molecular function: oxidoreductase activity. Lineage: Eukaryota; Fungi; Ascomycota; Sordariomycetes; Hypocreales; Nectriaceae.
AUGCAUAUUCUUGGUCUUUGCAAUGGCUCUGUCAAUGGGAACUCUGAGAUCCUACUCAAAGCAGCCCUUAAAGCUGCUAAAACCACCGAUUUGUCAAUCUCUAUGUCUUGGAUUCAUGUACCUACCGUUGCACUACCAAGACAACACCUGCCCUUUAGAGAUGAUCCAUCUGUGAUCCCGUAUCGCGAUGAUGGAGAAGAACACCAAUCGAGAAAGAGCGAGACUGACGACCGUGAGGCUGUGUUUGAAGCUAUCAUGAACGCGGACGCCAUCAUUAUUGCUAGUCCGGUAUACAGCCACCAACCUGCCGGAACCCUGAAAGCUCUUGUGGAUGCCAUCCUUGGCCCCUACGCUGAUGUGUGCAUGACUUAUGAUAUCAAGCGUCGACAGGAAGAGGGCGAUGCGUCUGUCAAAGACGUGAAGCUUGAUCUACGAGACUUCAAGCCUCGUGUGGCUGGGUUCAUUGCUGUUGCUGGGUCUGACCCUAAAUUCCCGGAGCAGUGGACAAUGGCUCUACCAACAAUGCAGACAUGCCUAUACCCCAUUCACUCCCGCGUAGUUGAUCAGGUUGUAUUAUCAGGUUAUGCAAGCCAAGGAGCGGUAUUGACAGAUUCCGGAGCUGCUGUCGAACGUGCUGAGCUGUUGGGUCGUCGCGUGGCUAGUCAGAUGGGAAAGCCAUACGACGAGGCACAGUAUCUAGGGCCCGAAGAGAGUGGUAGUUGUCCUUACUGCCAUCUACUCAAGAUUGAGUUUCGCGAGGGAAAUAAGGUUGCUUGCAUCGUAUGUGGCGCAAAUGGCAUCCUGGAACUUGGACCUGGGGGCAAUAUUCGACCAAAAUGGGAAGAGGACUCAACGGUUAGUUGUCUGACACUCAAAGGUAAAUUGCAACACAGAUAUGACGUCCGGGAUAAAAUGAGCUUGGAGAAACCAAAGCUCGCGUCUAUUUCUUCUGCUUUUGCCAAAUGGAAGAGUUUGGAAUUCCCUCGAGUCCCUCUGCCAAGCUUACAGGAGAGAUUUCCAGGCCUACUAUGA